Zygosaccharomyces rouxii is the source of this 2400-nucleotide messenger RNA. It is a transcript of the gene RTS1, whose product is annotated as protein phosphatase 2A regulatory subunit RTS1. The record is from RefSeq and is a predicted model, not a curated record. The transcript has a single exon. Lineage: Eukaryota; Fungi; Ascomycota; Saccharomycetes; Saccharomycetales; Saccharomycetaceae. Gene Ontology annotation, cellular component: protein phosphatase type 2A complex. Gene Ontology annotation, molecular function: protein phosphatase regulator activity. Gene Ontology annotation, biological process: signal transduction. Bases 1 to 2400 code for a protein of 799 amino acids.
AUGAUGCGUGGAUUUAAGCAAAAGCUUAUAAGAAAGGCGACUGGUGGUUCUUCCAGCACAAAUAAUAAGAAGAAAGACAAGGAGAAGGAGUCCUCGACGUCGGGAGGUGUUAGUAGAAGUGGAUCGACAAGUUCUAACUCGAGUUCCGCUCAAAAUACCGGUAUUGGGGGCGGUUCGAGUAAUAGAUCUUCAUUAGAAAAAACCAGAAAUCCACAAGGGAGCUCUGGUUCGUCUUCGUCCUCUUCUAAGCAACAUUCUUCCUCAUCUAAUUCAAACAAGCAAAAAACCAGUUCUAGUGGUAGUAAUGGUUCAUCUUCAAGAGGUUCAAACAAUAAUAGUAGAAAUGCGACACCGGUUUCUAGCAGUUCAAGGACGAGCGGCGGUGGGUCUACUACUCCAGGACCUGGAACGACCUCGAGAUCAGACAAUGGUUCAAGCACACCAACCUUAACGGUCACUAGAGAUGGAUCAAGACAACAACAGCCAAACGCUUCACCACAGACGAAUUCUGCAAAUGGUUCUCAACCUACUUUUAUUGGUGCUACUGCGGCAGUACCUCCCAGCUCUCCUACGGGCGGCGGCGGUGGUGGUGGUGGUGGAUCCCCACCCGUUUUUGCAUCUCCUUUACAAUCUAGUGCUGCUUCCAUGACAGGCUCAGCAAAGGAUCUCGCUGGACCUCAAGCAUCACCAUCGUCGCCAACGGGUAUAGAUAUUCCGAGAUCGUCUCAUUCUUUUGAAAGAUUACCCACGCCGACUAAAUUAAACCCUGAUAGUGAAUUAGACCUCAUUAAGAUACCUCAACGUCAUUCAUCAUCAAGAUUUGAACCUUCACGUUAUACACAAUUGGCGAAGUUACCUGAUUUUGAAUCAGUUUCACCAGAGGAAACAAUCCCACUUUUCAUCGCUAAAGUUGAUCAAUGUAAUACUAUGUUUGAUUUCAACGAUCCCAGCUUUGAUAUUCAAGGUAAAGAAAUCAAGCGUACCACUUUACAAGAAUUAAUUGAAUUUAUCGUGACAAAUAGAUUCACCUACACGCAUGAAAUGUACGCUCAUGUGGUUGCCAUGUUUAAAGUCAACCUUUUCAGGCCCAUCCCACCUCCAGUAAACCCAAUCGGUGAUGUUUAUGAUCCUGACGAAGACGAGCCGGUCAAUGAAUUGGCAUGGCCGCACAUGCAACUAGUUUAUGAAUUUUUCCUAAGAUUCGUGGAAAGUCCUGAUUUCAACCAUCAAAUUGCCAAGCAGUACAUCGAUCAAGAUUUUAUCAUUAAAUUGUUAGAACUAUUUGAUAGUGAGGAUAUUAGAGAAAGAGACUGUCUCAAGACCACAUUGCAUAGAAUAUAUGGGAAAUUUUUGUCAUUGAGAAGCUUUAUUCGCCGGUCCAUCAAUAACAUUUUCUUACAAUUCACCUAUGAAACUGAAAGGUUCAACGGUGUUGCUGAACUUUUAGAGAUCUUGGGGUCUAUUAUUAACGGAUUUGCUUUACCUUUGAAGGAAGAACACAAGAUUUUCUUAGUUAGGGUCUUAAUUCCACUGCAUAAAGUUCGCUGUUUAUCAUUAUACCAUCCACAAUUGGCCUAUUGUAUUGUGCAAUUUUUGGAAAAGGAACCGUUACUAACUGAAGAAGUUGUCAUGGGUCUACUACGUUAUUGGCCAAAGAUUAAUUCGACAAAGGAAAUUAUGUUUUUAAACGAAAUUGAAGAUAUUUUUGAAGUCAUUGAACCAUUAGAAUUUAUUAAGGUGGAAGUUCCACUUUUUGUUCAAUUGGCAAAAUGCAUUUCAUCGCCACAUUUCCAAGUGGCUGAAAAAGUUUUAAGUUAUUGGAAUAAUGAAUAUUUUUUGAACCUAUGCAUUGAAAACGCUGAAGUGAUUUUACCGAUCAUUUUCCCGGCGCUCUACGAAUUAACUUCACAAUUGGAGAUAGAUACGGCAAAUGAGGAAGAUGGAACCUCGGAUCCAUAUAUGCUUGUUGAACAAGCAAUUAAUUCUGGCUCUUGGAAUAGAGCCAUCCAUGCUAUGGCUUUUAAGGCUUUAAAGAUUUUCCUAGAAACAAACCCCGUACUUUACGAAAAUUGUAAUUCAUUGUACAUCUCUAGCGUUAAAGAAACUCAAAAACGUAAGCAAGAACGACAAGAAGAGUGGCACCGUUUAGAGGAAUAUGUGCAAAAAUUGAGAGUUAGUGGUAAUGCGCCAGCAAAGGCACCAGUAGGUGGGGUACCUUUCCAUUCUUCCACCACCACUACAACUACAACUGCAGCGGUCCCAACAGCUAUAUUAUCUUCAAACAACUCAACCAUAUCAUCUCAUGACGAAGGUCUUAAAGUGACAAAUCCUUCGAGAACAAAGGAUUUUGAGACGACUGCUGCUGGAGCCCAAUUACAGUACAAUCAACAACAAAGAUAA